CCGUAUCUCCCCUCUAGCUAAUAUCCAACGUUUUCUCCCAGCCAUUCACUGUUGGCUACAACUUCAUUUGACCUGUCUCCCAUUUACACCUUUUGACCUGACGUGCAGGCACUUACACAAGCCAUGACCUCCAGCCACACGUCCUACUCAAGUUGGGCUCAGAGCGGAGCCCCGUCUGCUCGUAGGCCCCCAGAAGACUGGAUCUUGCUGAACCGGGACAGCACCUGGGAGGCUGUAAUGUUCGAUGACGCUGGCUGCGAGACUGUGAUCGACCGCUGCCCAACGCUGAGCAACCAGACAUGGGAGGGAUACGUGCGAAAAUUUGACAACUCGAGGCUGAGGAGUGUGUGCAAGAACUACAUGGAUCGGAGGGUCUUUCUGCGGAAUGCCAUCAACAGUCUGUGGCCAAAGUUGCGCUCAUAUGACGACACGGGCCUGGUCAACUGCCACCAGCACGCAUACGACACCUUGCAGAGACUUUGUAACCACCAACUGACUCUGUUCCUGUCUGGCUCAGCGGGCAGGAUGAAGCGUAGCCUCGUGAAAGCUAUCUUAGGGAUUGAUACGCAGCACUGUCCUUUCAGUGACAAGGUAACGGUACGUUAUCGCAACAACGAUGCUGGGCAAGUGUUGGAGAAUGAGUUUGUUGUAUUUGUACAUUUUCGACAAGACCUGACUGAAGAAGAGAUCUCGGAUAACUCGCUGCAUCCUUCCAUUCGGGAGCACCUGCGCAUCAAUGGAGCCUCGUUCCCCUUUCGCAGCAACAGCAAGAAGGAGUUGGUGGAGGUGCUGGGCCACCACAACGAGCCCAUGGACUGCUCGUGGGAGGACAUCCGCUCGUCAACGCUUGCGCUGGUUGACAGCCUUGAGGUGUUCCUUGGAGGGGCCUCAGCGCUGGUAGACGGUCUUGAGAUUGUUGAUGGGCCGACGGUGAAGGAGGUGGACAUCGUUGCCACGGCCUUGAAGAGGCAGGCGGACGGGAUCGUGUUCGUGGUGAACGCAGACGAGGGCUUCGAUUGGUGGCCUGUCAGACAAGCUCUGCAGUACCUGCCCGAGGGAUCUGUCUUCAUCGUCGUCGUCAGCGACGGGACCGAGGAUGCCGAGGUCUUCUCCGAGGCCCGAGCCAAGGCUGCUGAGCUGAAAGCUCCCAUCUUCUGUGUACCUGGCGUGAACAACCGUCGAGCCGUGCUGGAUCGAACAAUCUCGCAAAUGAAGGCUCUGGAGGGAGGGCUUGCUUCGUUUCUCGAGCGUCAUGCGCAUGCGAGGUCACAAGACAUGAUCCGUCUUGCGUCCAGAUUCGUCAAGUUCUUGUAUGACCAAGUGGAGAGGACGGGAGCUCUGCUCGAAAGGCAGCCGACGGAGGUGCUGAGUUGGAGCUGGUCGCGGGAAGCUGACGAGGUUGUGGCGCUGCAGGUGAGGUCGCUGCAGGAGUCUUGUCUGCCGAGGCUCUUGGAGCUCCAAGACCAGCACGAGAAGACUCUCCGACAAGUUCGCCUGGACUACAGCCGCCAGCGCGAUGAGGUUAGGCAGCUCGCAGAGGAUCACUUCAGGGGGUUGGCGGAUAAAGUCCCCGAGCUCGCCAUGCAUGCGCAAGUUAGUCAACGAGUCGGGCUGACUGGAGCUUUCUCCGCUACCACCCGGUGCGAGUUUGCUCACCAUGUGGAGCAAUACCUGCGGUGCAAGCUCGAGGAGAUCUCGGAACGAUGGACGAUGGACAUCCUGCUUCCUCAAGUCGAGAAGAAGUCAUCGGAAGUCGAGCGCCACCUGGGCAAGCAGGCGCAUCUUCAGAUCACUGAGAUGGAGGACAUCGUAGCUGCGGUUUGGGGAGCUGCAGGGCAAAGAGACGCCCUACAGCACGCCCGCGAGAAGCCGAACAGAAUCUCCGCUAUCUCCUCUGCACUUCCUUUCUUCAGUACCAGGCUGAUCUCUUACUGGGGAGUAACCAAUGGCUUCCGCUCGCUCAUUGCGGUCAUGUGCUGCAACUUGAUGGCGUCAUACGCGUAUGCGUUCAUGGGAGCGCUAGGAGCAGCAGCGAGUUCUUGGCUGGCAAUCAGAAGCGCUGGGCAUGAGACGGAGAAGCAGAUAAAGCAGCUCAUUGGCGACGAGAUUGCCAAGGCCCUAAGGGAGCGCGCGCAUGAAUGUGCGGAGAGCGUCGCAGAUAUCAGCAUGCAGCCUUGCAAGGAAGCCGUGGACAGGUUCGAGGUCAGCUUUGCUCUCGAGCUCCAGGAGCACCGAGCGGCGAUCGACAUGGCGGCGAUGCUCCUCGACUCUGCCAGCGAUGCUCGAGCAGCUCGAGUUAAGAGGUGCUCCUCGUUCCUUGAUUUCUUGCGCGAGGCCCAGAGGCAGAUCUCCGAGCGACAGUACGAACUCUUCCAAGGCGUCACCCCCCGCCAGUAGUGAGAAAGUUAUGGUGAAACCCUAGUGGAUUAGGAAGAGUCAGCGGUACCAUGAGAGCAUGAAGCAGCAGCGAGACUG
Molecule: messenger RNA, 2475 nt
Organism: Guillardia theta CCMP2712
Lineage: Eukaryota; Cryptophyceae; Pyrenomonadales; Geminigeraceae
Exons: 21
Coding region: 124-2397 (757 amino acids)
Source: RefSeq, a predicted model, not a curated record